Messenger RNA from Paramecium sonneborni, 306 nucleotides. The record is from the annotation of a GenBank genome assembly. Lineage: Eukaryota; Ciliophora; Oligohymenophorea; Peniculida; Parameciidae.
AAAUUAAAAAUAUUAAAUGUCUAAUGAAAAGAGAACAUCUGCAGACUUUUUCAAAUAAGUCUUUGGAAGAACAGUAACUGUUAAAUUACAUAAUCGAACAGAAUAUAUUGGUGUUUUAGCUGCUUUAGAUGGAAACAUGAAUCUUGUAUUGGAAUAAUGGUAUUAUGUAGCUUAAUUUACUAUAGUGAAGAAUAUUUAGAAUAGAAGCUUAUUAAUAAAUAUGGAUAAAUAUUAUUGAGAGGAAAUAAUGUUCUAUAUAUAAGUGCUAAAUUUAAUCAAAAAUAUUAACAAGAGGCAGGAAUUUGA